CUACGGCGUUGGGUGUGCAUGACCACAAAGUUCCCAUACUCGACCCUGAACGGGCUCGGUCCGCGCCUACUGUCGCUAUAACGUCUAUACUAAGGAAGCUCGGGGCCCCAUGACGCGCAUCGAACACACAGCUAUACACGACAAUCGAUUCACAGAAUGGAGAACGAACCGCCAAUUAUCUCGGUACAGGAGGAUGGCCGGGGUACCAAAAGGGGCCGGAUAAUGGGGAAGCUCUUCGGCCGGGUGAAGGAAGACCGCGAACGCGACCGGAAGCCUUCUCACAACAACACGGGAGCGUCUGGAGAUCUGAAUGAUUUCUUCCACGGCUCAUCAGACAAGUUGCAAGUUGCCCAUCCAGGGCCUCCCACGCUUGCAAAGCUCGACACAAAAACUGCCGGCAGUACACGAUAUCCCAACUCUCUGAAUGUGCAGAGUCCCACCGACUCUCGACAUGAUUUGGCUAUCCGAGCACGCUCAUACAGCCCACGAAUCCGCAAAAACAAAGGCCUGAGCGUGAAGUUUACCGACGCGUACCCCGAAGUUAUUGGGCAUGGCGGCGACGAGUGCGAUGUGCCCACGGUCGAGAUCUCGAAAAGGAAGCAAGUCAGGUCACCCAUGCCUCCGACCACAACUGCGCCUGCUUGGUCCCUGGAUGGUGGUGGAAGACCUACUGGGUCACCGGGUGCAGCACAAAAGAACGAUCCAUCCUUUACACCAGGACCAUUGCGACGUGCACAAACUGGGUUUGCGAAUAUACCCGGUACUGGGGAACAAGAGCUAGCAGAAAAAAACAGUCCCCAGCCGAGGCCAAGGGGCAGCCCAGCAACCAACCCAGACGAGAAGCGCCGUUCGUUCAUCGAGCUGCAUCAAGCUGAGAUGCGGGAAGCAGAAGGACAGGCCUUUGCCAAUGCAGUCCGCUCGGCAAGCAUAUCCUCGCAAGCUACUCGAACUUCCGAGCGGCCACCCCUUUCGGCCACCAAUUCAACGAGUCGAGGACAAUAUACCGAGUCUCCAAGAGAUGUUGACCUUCCUCAACUGUACCAGCCAUCACAAUCGGACUCUCUUAGUCAGCCCACAAUUCCAACUUCACCCCGGUCCAGGCUCGGGCCUUCUCCCAUACCCGCCCAGGCUCCUCGCUCUCCUCAGACAUACGCUGUUGAUUCACCUCGGACUUUGCAACUGCCACGGAAUGGGGCUCUAGCGUCAGAGACACAACACUCGCCGCUGCAUAUGCAACCGCAGCUGAGCCCGCUACCGACAUCCGGUCUGACACCCGGUUUGGAACAAAGUCCACCCACCAGCUUCAUCAACCAGUUUGGAUCGUUUAGAUCGUCGGGACGAUCCCUGGAGGGGGAGAAUUUUUCACCAAAUGCAGCGCAGCAACCACCUACCCCAGCAUGGAACCAUGACCAGAGUGCAUUAGACGAUGCCCUGAGUACUUUUGCUGCCCGGAGUACCCAUCUCUUCGAGCUAUUUCGUCUACACUCCGAGAGUGUGCGACCCUUGCUAUCAUCAACACCCGAACAACUCGUAAGGGCAGCGUUGUGGUGGUUCCUCACCGGCCGAAUGGCCCUGGAAAAUGCUGUUCGCGAACGGCCGGCGGGUCUCGAAGCUGAGCAGAGAAAUAGCUUGGCUAAGCAACAAGCUCAUGCAGACCUUGCCAAAGCGUAUUGGUUAUCAGAAAAGAUGGUUCCGGAGGUAUCUAACAGCACAUCCGCCCUGGUAGAUGCGGAGGUAGAAGAGGUGCGAAAGGUUCUUGCGUCCAACCUGCGAAAAUUGGCCGGAUCGAUGCAGAGGAACGGUUUCAUGCCACCCGAGGAAGCACUCCUGCCUCAAGCGAUAGACAGGUCGAUAUGGAUAGAAUAUCCUUCCUUGACUCAGGAUAUCAUCUCCCUUCUUUGGGGGUCUUCGAGUUCAGCGCUCGCUUCAACGCAGCAGCACCAGCCUGGGAUUGGGAUGCUAGACGCACUUCCAUUGGGUGACUCCGACAACUUCUUCUCCUUUGGGCGUUUCCGCAUCGAGGCAUUCUUAAUGGAACAAGGGAGAGAAUCGCAGAGACUUCACUUUCCAUGUUUCUUAUCCAUAUUGAGGCCACAGAAACAAGCGGAUAUCAUGUUCGUCAUCGCAAGCCAAAAUGAUUCUGUUCAGCUUAGAAUAUCUGGUGAUAAAAGCCUGGGUCCCGUGUGGGAGGACGUACGAUGGCGCCCAGAAACACUCACCCUCGAUGUUAGAUUACCCAGAGGGUUUGCUCUGGUUCUCCAAUGCUCGCAAGGUAGCUUCAAAACGCUGCGAAGCAUGUAUGAGUUCAGCGCAAAGGUCCAUGCGAGCCUUUACGCGAAGCCAGACGAGAGGUGCCUUUUCAGAUCAACUCUUCGUGCUUUUCAGUACGUCGACAAUGACCCACAGGCCAGACAGUUUCCGAGGGAGGCGACGCCUGGAUGCGAGUUUGCCCUGUUUGAGCGCCUUAAGAAAGAAGGCGCGGCAACCGGGCCUCGAACCUAUCAUCGUGGAUAUCGAAUUGCGGUUGUCACAGGACCAAAGGUCAAGACACUAAGCGGCGUCAAUCAAGUGUACACUCCGCAAACACUCAUCCAGCUCGGUUCCUGUCGCAAUGAGGCAAACGACCCUGCCCUUUCCCUGAAAUUCGAGAAUGGCCGUCUUAAGGGAAGCAUGGUGUUGUCCUUCAAGGAUGAGCAGGAAAGGUCGCAAAUGCACAGCCUCCUCAUUGGGUCAGCACUACAAAAGGCUGAAGAGGUCUUUUGUGAGGUGCCGCUGAAGGUCGUCUGGUUCUCGGAAAAAUACGGCGAUUCGGCACACAACGGUCUCAAGCAGAUGGCUGGGUUGAGCUGGCAAAGAGUCAAGGUGAUCAAUGACGACAAUGAUGGUGACCGGCCACCAUGUGUUCUUGCUGAUAAGCUUCGUGCGGUAUACGACUUCCAGGACGGCACAUUUACUGACAGGAUCAACGUCGCGCCCGGCGAACUGCGUCUAAGACUGGACGUACGUAACCCAAGUUGCAUUAUGGUGUUCCGCCAGCCCCAGGCAGACGCAACUCUGGCAGUUACGGAUCCAAAGAUUCCGCGUGAACUAUCCGAAGGAAUGGCCGAAUGCCUGGAGGUCCUGCAACAAUCUCCCACCAUCAGAACCUACAUGUUCCCUAGUGUCGGGGAACUCCAUGCCUUUGAAUCAGCUAUCACCGGCUUCAAAAUUCUCUUUGAUGGGAUUGCUAGCGCAUUUGCGAUUUCUCGUCGCCGUAUGGUGGUUCCGAUUCACAAGAAAUGGGAGGCAGGGUCAACCCGGAUCCAGAUCGUGCAGCAAGACGGGGUUACGCAGAUGUUAACUUUCUUCGAGAACUUCACCCAUGGCCAGUGCAUGGGAUUCACUCUAAAAGGAACUGACAUCUUUGAGGCGUUCAACAGAGGCGGCAAGGCCGGGCUCAAGAUUGCCGAUGCCAAGUUUCCCUUACCCAAAGUCUUGCCCCAGAAUGUGACCGACGCACAGGCGGCUGCGGACACGGCAUUCCUGUGUCUAGAUCUACCUGAGCUCCCGGGAGAGCAUGAUGACAUUACCAUAUUGUUUGAUAAUGAAGCGGAGCGUGACAAGCUCGGCUUGUGUCUCCCGGCACCUGUGAAAGGCUCUAGAUUACCAAAGAAAUAGGAGACGACGGGAGAGCUGGAUAAUGUUGGGAGGCUGUGCGCGAAAGAUCUGGAGGAUAAGCUUCAAGCUGUUCUCGAUCGGAGUAUGAAGCAUGAGAUACCCUCUAUCAUAUCUAU
Neurospora hispaniola is the source of this 3773-nucleotide messenger RNA. RefSeq lists its product as uncharacterized. The transcript is spliced from 2 exons. The record is from RefSeq and is a predicted model, not a curated record. Bases 157 to 3657 code for a protein of 1166 amino acids. Lineage: Eukaryota; Fungi; Ascomycota; Sordariomycetes; Sordariales; Sordariaceae.